UAUCUUCAUUUUUUUUUCUUAAAUACAUAGACACAUAUUUGGAACAACCAGCCUUUAGUCAUGCUAUUCUGUUCGAAUUUGCUACAUACUUAUUUAAAGGUCAAUAUGAUAAAAAAGUUCUAAAAAAUUUUCUUAGAGAAGAAUCCUUACAGAUGCUCCUUUUUACCAAUGUAUAUUAUUUUUUAUUGAUUUAACUUGCUUUUUCUUAUUUAUCUUUUUAUAAUUUUUAAAGAUUUCAAAAUAAAGAAAUAAAUUAGAUCGAAAUUAAAGUUAAUCUAUAUUUAUAGAAAUUAAAAAGUCGUUAAAAUGAAUAUGUGCAUGUCAGAAGUAAAAUUCUUAAAUAAAAUAUUAGUGAGAAAGUAUAAUAAAAUAUAUUUCGUGUAAAAUAGAUUUGAGCAAAAUAGCAGAGUGAAGUAUCGAGUUAUAAUAUCCCAAGUAUAUAUACCUACGUAUAGUACAGAGGCAAAUUAAAAAGAUACAUAAAGAAAUCUCGUAAAAGUCACGUUUUGGGAAUUUUGAACGCUUUCCAAGUAAAGGUCACGUUCAAACGUAAACAUAAAAGGAGGCGAAUGCCGUUUGGAUUUGGCUGAUACAAACUUAAUAACAUUAUGGAAACGUUUACUUUAUCCUUUAGAUAACCGGAUAAUAGUCAUAGAAACGUAGUAUAAUAUAAAAAAGUUAUUCUCAGCCUUGAAAGACUUUAGAGUCGAACGAUAAAAAACUAUGAUAAAUAGCAAUUAUACAAAAUUGUUUUCAAAUUGACAAAUUAUUUGCUGAUCUUGUCUUUCCAAUUAACAGAUAAUUAGCCGAAGAGCAAACGAUUUUUGUACCAAUUUAUCAUCGUUAACUCAACAUGAUUAUAAUGCGAAUCCGCACGUUUGCCUCCACACUCUUCUGGUGCAUUUUAAUGAAGUAAUUUCUAACGCUUUAUAUAUAAGUUUUGUAUAAUUUUCCUCUCAUAAACUCGAUUUUCUAUAUUUAUUGAGUUUUAUUUUAAUCUAUGCUUAUCGUUACUUUAUCACACAAACAAGAUACACGAAUUUGUCACUAUCUUAUAUUUAAUAAUACCUUUAAUGCCCAACUUUUAAACAAAAAAAUCGAGACAUCGAUAAAGAUGAUCGAGGUGAAACUAUAUAUAUGUAUAAGAGCACAUUUCUUUAAUGUUAUAGAAUAUAAAAUUUAUUUUUAAUUAUAUAACAAAAAUGUUUAUGACUUUAAAUUAUUUUUUUACAAAUUAUACAUUGUUUGCACAUAAUUUGCAACGCUCUUUUCAAAAAUGCGAGGAAUUCCGAAUCUCUCUGCCGUCCGAGACGAGAAGCACAGCUUUUCAAGACGAAUUCAAUGGAAUUCGAUUAUCGCGAUGCCAACGCGACUGGCUGCGAUAAUAGCGAACCAUUCGGAGUGAAGCUGCGCGCGGGUCGACGCACUCACGUCGCGCGACAAACGAACCGCGCCCGUGAGCGAGUCGCGAUUGGCCGGCGGGCUGCGUGACGUGACGCGCCGGGCGGCUACCAAUCCACGGUCGCGUAACGCCGCUGAGCGAGGCCGAGCGGACGGCGGAGCACUUGAUCGGCCUGGCAUCACUGCGGCGGAACAGUGUGGUCACGUAGUCCCAUCGCUCCGCAUGGUGGAUGGAUGUUUCUCUCCCGUUCGGGACACCGGAGUAAAAUGCUGUAAAGUGUGCGUCGUCGCCGUCGCACCGGAGAGGAAGGAGCGCGGACACUUGUCUCUUGUUGGACCCACUUUCGCGCAGAAUACUGGCAUUUGUCAGCUACUUGAAGGCUGUGAGCACGACUGCUGUGCGUCCAGUUUGAGCAGUCGAGACAUCGCAUUAGAGAAAAUUUCUAACGUGAUCCAAGAUGAAGUGGACAUCCGCAACUCCCUUUAAUGAACAGGUCGGCGAGCUCACUCGCGUGUUUUCCCAAUGGAACGAAUGCGAACAGACAGUUGUUCUUUAUGCAUUGCUGCGUAUCAUACCCGCGGUACAGGCAAGGUUUCUCUCACAGGCUAUAGAACACUCUCUGCACUCUGUGGCAGAAUUGGACACCAAGGAGAUAAACGCCAAUAAUCCAAAUUACAUCAACUCAUUGUCAAUGGAGUCGACGGAGAUCGCAAUCAAUCAGCUCUUGACGCAUUUGCCCCUGUUGAAACCUGGGAAUAUUGAGUGCAAGAACAGCUAUCUGGUAGCGAUACCAGAAUUAGUAAACCAUUGUGUGAGCACGGGACAAUACACGGAACAGACACAGCAACUUUUAAGCUACACUCUGAUACACCCAGCCAUAACUGGUCAAGACAGACGACUUUUAACUCAAUGGCUCAGAGAUCUGGAGGAUCGUAUUAGCAGUACACCACCAGUUACCAGUUUUGAAGAUUAUCCAAAUGCUUCAAUGAGAUGGGACACCCCAUGGCAGAGGAACUCCAAACAGCACAAUGAACAGUCAAAUCUGUUCAAUACGCAACCAGGCGGGACAUUUACUUUCCAUUUUCCUGUAUCCGCUAACCGUCAACGUCGUUCGAAUAGCUUGACCCCACCGGUAGUGCCGCCGCAUCACCUCGAAGUUGUCGACCGUACCAAUAACACGAAUACUUCAUGUAGACAUAAGCCACGGAGCUUUAGUGUCUCUGGAGAUCACGCCAGCAAUAUUAUUGGUUUGGGUCCACUAAGCCCGCAGAGUUCCUGUGCAAGUAGUGGUAGCGAGGGUCGUUUGGAUGAUGCUUCGAAUCGUUCGCUCGCGAGUGGCAUGAGAGAUGUACAAUUAUGGCUUAAAACAUUACGACUUCAUAAAUACAGUUAUUUGUUUGCUAACAUGAGUUAUGAAGAUAUGCUGCAAUUAACGGAGGAUCAAUUAGCGGAGCAAGGGGUUACGAAAGGUGCUAGGCACAAGCUAGCUCUCUCUAUCGCUAAACUGCAACAGCGAUACAACACGCUUGUAAAUCUGGAAAAAGGUUUGGUACAACCUAGUGCCCGCGACGGUAUGCAAAACAAUUCAUUCCCACAGAGCCCAUCGCUGCUCAUUAACACGAUGGAGGAACUUAAAACUAUUCUGGCCACACCUAUGAAGCCGAGUCAAGAGAGCGAUCCGCAAGAUAUUCCUGCACAGUUCACAAAAGUGCUUGGGAAAUUGUGUAGUAGACUGGCUUUGGAAAGCGUCGAGGACGGUAUUUUGUGUGCAUAUGUCAACAUUUUGGAAAAGGUGUUGCAACAUGAUUGUUUCACCUCGAAUCAGAAGGAGAAAGUGCAACAAUGGCGCAGUCGACUUGGCAAUCCGCGACCGACUCCGAAGUGGCAGCAUAAUUAUGGGUAUAAUAACAGGAGAUAUGGAAAUCCACAGCAACACAACAGGAAGCCGAGUUUGAAUCUGAACCACAUUCACAAUACCCAUUCACAUAACCAGUUUAUGAUUGCUUCGCAUAGAAACAGUAUAUCUACACCGUAUUUGCAAAAUAAUCAGAAUCAGAGUCAGAAUAUGAGUAAUGUGAAUACGAGUAACUUGCGCACGGUACAUACGACCGAGAAGAGACAGAGUUUGCAAGAGACUAGCAUGGAGCAAUUACAAAAAACGUUACAACGCGCGUACAGUGCACCGCGUGAUCAUUUCGUAGGACACUCUGCCAAUGGGACAAACGAGACGACGGAACCGGAAAUAAAUUCUCGCCUGGAAUCUCUUUGCUUGAGAAUGACUGAACAAGCGCUCGGUGGAUUCGGCGAAGCCUAAUCUUCCAUAUUCGUGCUUCGGGAUUUUCGAGUAAGUCUCGUAAAACCCUUUUCGGAUUUUUGACCUCUGAAAAUCGGAAGGAAAAUUCUGUUUGCCAAAGCGCGAGUCAUCUAUCUCGCGCUCGCUCGUGUUUUGGCAAACGUAUUUGAGUCAUCGUUUUAAAGUGAUACUCUGCAAUGGAGACGACGCAUAUUUUUUUUGUAUGCAAAUAUUCGCGUGUACACACACUUACGCUUUAAUGUCCAACCAAAUGGAAAAAAGAAAAAUGUCCGAAAUGUGCGACAUUCUGGGAGGGAGAGAUAAAGAUAAGUUUUUCUUUGACGCUCGAAACACUUUACAUGUACACACAUUUUUUAUUACAUUUGAGAGAAAUGCAAUUGUAUUAUUUAAUUGACAGAAUUUGGCAAGCCAAAUGUUAUUAGAAAGAUAGAUUCUUUCCUCGAUUAUUUGCUGCAACCGUAUAUAAAGAUAUUAUAUAAGAAAAAGUAUAUAUAUGUAUACACAACACGCAUAUACACGCGCGCGUAUAAUAGAAUUUUAUGAGUCAGAAAGAGAGAAAGAAAUUUUAAAUCAAUAUAAAAUACGAGGGAAGAAAGGUGAAAAAAAUAAUAACAUUUACAUCACCAUGCGAUGUUCUGCAAUAUUAUUUUUUGUGUUAUCCAUUUUAUGAUAAAAUGGAAUUCGUCUGAUUUUAAGCGCUGCGAAGAAACGUUAUAGUAACGUAAUUAUAAUUCCCUUUUAAUAACUUGACUGAUUUUACUUCUUUUUAUUAUUAUUACUAUAUUAUUAUUACUAUAUUUUUAUUAUUAUUACUAUCAACAUCACUAUUACUAGCGCUACUAUUGCUCCUACUACUAUUAUCGCUACACUAUUAUUACUAUUCUAUCACUAUCACUAUUUCCAUUACUAUCAUCGCUACUAUCACUCAUUACCGUUACUGUCGCUCUUUACUAUUACUAUACUCCGUCUAGAGAAUGAGCAUACUUAAAGGAUUGCCGCUUUGUCGCAUAAGUUAAUCUGCGCAUACUUUUGAAACUUAAUCUCAAUCUGUACCGAGAACGUACGGCCAACGUGCGGCGGCGUGUAUGCUUUGUAGUUGGCGCACAGAUCUCGUGAAUUUUUCAAUUUGAUUGACGGAUUUUAUACAUUUUUUCUGUUUUCUUGUUUUUGUAAGCUGUAAACAAGCUGUAAGCAAGUAAAUAUUCAAUAAUGGAUAUUAAAGGCCUUACGUGAAGUCUUCACAUCGUGAAGAGGGAAUGAGUAAACGUAUGAAGUGUAGAAAUUUGAUAUUAUAAAGUAGCAGCGAAAUUUCGAGGAGGUAGACUGGCGCUGUACGUUACGGCGCGACAUCGAAAUCUGUGGCUUUAAAUUAUAAGCAUACAUCGUAUCUAAUCUAUUUAGCAUGUGUAAAAGUAGCGUCGCGAGUAACGUAGCAUAAUAUUUUUUCGUGCAAGCAGAAAAUUAAAUUUAUUAAAUUGCAUAACACUAGCGAAUAAUAACCAAUUAAUCGUGAAGUAAGGAAAAAAUAUAUAUAUAAUGAAAGACUGAAUAAUUCACGCGCCACGAUCCGUCGAUAUUUAGAUUAUCUUGGAAUGCUUCACUGUCCCUUCCGUUCGCAUGGAUCUUGUGCGCGCGUGAAUAGAAUAAUUGGAGAAGACUGCGAAGAAAAGGAAAAACUUGUCAAAAUAAUUAAGAAUUAGCGAACCCGCGAGACAGAAUACUAGGAUUAAAGAGAUUUAAAAAAAAGGCGAAUGAAAAACGGAACAAGGUGAAAAUUAGUUAAUUAGUAUAUAUUAUAUUAGUGAUUAUUGUAACAAUUAUAUUCUGCUAGAGGAUAAUAUGUGUAAGAUCGCGCGGUGAUUUCUCGAAUCCAGGAGUAUCCUGCUACGUAAAAACUAUAAGAAUUGUCUAUAUUUAGUGAUAAUCGUAAACACACUGAAGGGGGAUUACCAUACUUAAUCAUCAUUUCGUUUCAUACACGCAGUAUCUUUUACUCGAUCAGCGGCAAUAGCACUAAAACUGUAUCCGAUCGGUUAUAUACAUAUAUAUUGCGAGGUCACUCCACGAAUUCCAAGAGAAACGAUCAAAAGCUAGUCAAACGAUAAGUUUCUAAUUUCUACCAGUAUAGUUAAUUAAUUGUACAUUAAAUCUACACACAUACACACAUUAUCAGAAUUAUAUGGGGCGACACACUCGUAUACAAUUCACAUCUUGUACACAGAGACACGUACACACUCGCAGAUACACACAUAUUUUACACAUACACAUAUCCAUUUUUAUAUUCGCCACGUCACACACGCAAUAAGCAAAGCGAUUCGAGCGAGAACGCAAGUGAAAAAGCUCAAAGACUGCUCCUAAGCGACAUCAGGAAUUUCAUUCAUCGUAGAAUUACUACUUAUAUAUUUCAUCUAAUCGAAAGCGCAGCAUCUAAUCUUCAACUGACAAAGGCAGGACCUGAAUUAUAAUAAAGGAUGCGAAGAGAUUUUAUCCGCAUAUACAUAUAGCGAUCUGAGCUAAGGAAAGGAAAAAAGAGAAAACGGAAAAAGGAAGAGAAACAAUGAUAUAAUCAAUCCUGCCGAGGAAGCCGCCGUUAUGUUAAUUUUCUGCCGAUCGAUUAUUAAUCCAUCAUCAUCAUCAUUGUUGUUUGUGUGAGCUUUACAGACUAGUAUAAACGUAUGUACUUAGUACUUUGCACAAUCUCUGUCAGGAUCGAUGGACGCCUGUCUUGCUCAAAAUUAACUGUCGGCGGCGGUUUGUUACGUGAUUUUGUGAAAGCGCGAAGAUGACUGAUUACGCGCGCGAACGAGCGAAGACGAACGGAUAAACAAAUCGGCGAGAUAUUUGACUGAAACGUUUGAUCGCAAAGUAGAGAAUCACAAGGAGACUAAUAUGCAUCCUAUGUAUAGGAAACAAACACUUCGAGUAAUUGUAAAAGAAGCGUUGUCUCUCAGUAUAAGAUAGAUGUUAAUAAUAAAUAUAAAAUGCACGUUUUGCAUUUUGGUUAUUAAAAAAUGCAAAAAUUUGACAGUCAUCGAAGUAAUGACCACAAUGAUAACAAAGUCCACCAAAAAAUGAACUAAAACACGAAAUUUUUCCAUUUAAAAAAAUCUGUACUUGCAUAUUAAUGAAGUAGUAAUGGAGAAGUAAUGGACCUAUUACUUCGCCUCUCUUAAUGCAAUAUCAAUUCUAUUAGUAUGUAAACUACUAACGAUUUAUAUUUGUAACUCCUUGCGAUUUUCCAGUUUGCCGAUUAUUUGCACAUGUGUGAACAUUUUAUUUGCUUGACUCGUUACAUUCAUAUCGAGUUUCUCUGGCUAUUCUAAUUUGGAUAGCGAUAAAAUGUACCACGCUCGUCGCGUUCUGUUAUCCGCUCGUUGACCUCGGUUCAGGAUAGUAGGUACGAAAGUAGAUAUGUACUUGGGUAAAACCUUCGCGGAUUAUUCUUUGGCCGGAGUAGACUUGCAGUAAUUAUCGACUGUUUAGGAAUUGUGCUGCUGAUGGAUUGCAGUAGUAGUAAUAAUAGAUUGUUGGAAUGAUUUUCCUCGAUUAUGAUUUCGAGGACAAGACGAUGCGAGUUUCCGGCUAAAGAUAUUCACGACGAGACCCGGAUAGCAAAUGGUAAUUAGAUCCAAUGUGGAUAAGUAUAGAACCGGUACGUCAUAGCGACUGAUUUUACUUUAAAGAAAGCGCGUCGCGCGACCGGAAAGCACGCCGCGAGACGCUUUUUUUCUUGUACGCGGGGUGCUCUCGUCCCGCUGGAGUACUAGUGUUCACGUUUUGCCGCAGCUUUUCCGGAUAAUAUUAGAUAAGUCGUAAUAAGACCCUUCGUCAGAUUGCUAGCCGGGAUACCUUAGUCAUAAGUAAGCUGGGGCAACUUGUAAAAAAUGCAAUUUUUGUACUGUUAUAAAAAGUUACAUAGACGAAGGUACACUGACGUUGUAGCGUGAAAGAACAUUUUUCAAUAAAAGAUUUUUCAUACGCAUA
Molecule: messenger RNA, 7700 nt
Organism: Monomorium pharaonis (pharaoh ant)
Lineage: Eukaryota; Metazoa; Arthropoda; Insecta; Hymenoptera; Formicidae
Gene: smg
Product: protein Smaug homolog 1
Exons: 9
Coding region: 1860-3716 (618 amino acids)
Biological process (GO): negative regulation of translation; regulation of DNA-templated transcription; nuclear-transcribed mRNA poly(A) tail shortening
Cellular component (GO): P-body
Molecular function (GO): mRNA binding; protein binding; translation repressor activity
Source: RefSeq, a predicted model, not a curated record